GUCAUCACUGGUCAUGGCACUGGCUCUAGCUAGCUAGUAGCGAGACUACUAUAGCUAGAGUACCGUACUUGCUACCCCUUGACUUCUACAAAUACAAAUAAUACCCAAUGGCAAGGGUCAUGCUAAUGGCUGUUCCAGAACUAUUAGAAUGAUAGAGAAGAAGAAGCAAUCUAAUAGAGAAGAGAAAGACGAUUCAGCAGACUCAGUAAAGUUAGUUCCUUCCCAUGUCUACGUUCGCAUCCGCCCCACCGUCUUUGACGGAUCCGGCCAUGAUCAAGAUGCUCCUGGAGUGGCCAAGUCUCUGGCAGGCUACAGUGACACGUCCAUUACGUUGAACACACAGUACAUGUUCAGCAAGGGAUCCAACGAAUACAGGUUUCCCACUCAAGUCUUUGCUCCCGACUCGACACAAGAACACGUCUACAACGUUGUCUUGCCAGCAUUGGUCCAACAAGUUGUGACACACAAUGAUGCCAUGCUCUUGAGUUACGGUCAGACAGGCACUGGAAAGACUGUUACCAUUUUUGGAUUUGAACCGUCCUUGAAACAACAAUCUGCAACCACCAACUCAAUUGACCCCAACUGGGGCAUUUUGCCGAGAUUGACAUUGGAACUCUUUGCCAAAUUGCCACAAUCCACCACUGUCAUUGCCAUUUCCGCCAUGGAGUUUUAUCUCGCCAUGAUUGUCGAUCUGCUACAAGAUGAUACGGAUCAAAACACCGUUCGUUUGGAUGCCCACAACAAACCAGCGGGCUACCGACGCGUGGUACUGACAACUCCCACGGAUAUCUGGGAGAUUAUUGAAAAAAUCCUGGCACGACGGAGUUCGCGGGGAACUCACAUGAAUCAUACCCAGGACGAUCAUGCCGGAUCCAGUCGAUCCCAUUGUGCCAUUCUCUUUACCAUACUCCAAUAUGACGACGACGCCUCACGUUUUCGACAAACCCAAUUUCACUUGGUCGAUUUGGCCGGGGCCGAACGACCCUCCAAAGUAGGAACGGGAGAGGACAAUCUACAAGGGAGUGGUGCCACGGCCUUUUACAAAUUGUACAGAGGAGAAACCAUGACGGCAUACGAAGAAGGCUGUCUGAUCAACUACGAAUUGUUUGAAUUUUGCAAAGAAAUCAAAAUGGCCACGUCGCUACACAAAACCAAAAAACCCUACAUGGCACCACGACAAUGUGGAACCAAUCUGACCAAAUACCUAGGCAGAUGCAUCGAUGGACGCGCCUUGUUGGCCAUGAUUGUUUGUAUCAGUCAGGCUCCGCAGUGUGGUUGGGAAACGUGGUUUUCCAUGAAUUAUGGCACCGAUCUAGCCGGGUUGUGUACUCCGACCCAUCCCGCCAAAUGGUUCGAGUUGGACACAUCCGUGCAGAAAUGUGUGCAAGCACUCCAAAAAGCGCAACGGACGUUGGAGGAUCACGAGAAACAGCAUGCUGGUAGCAACACGCAUCCCAAUGCCCGACGAUGGCAUGGGCAGAAACGAACGGACGUGCGAGAGGCUGCCGAAAAAUUAAAGCUAUUGCAAUGUUUGCAGGAAAAGAUUAAAAGUGCUCCUUGAAGGAACUUACUUGGCGACAUGUCCCUACUAGCUAGCUACUAGCCAGUACCAUGGUAGAAGUUUGAGCCUGCACUACAAAAUGUAACACCUUUUCGGACGUCGCAUUUGGUCGUCUUCGAUUCACUCUCGGGAUUGAUUCAAAGGGAGGAAGAGGAAUGGCUUGCCACUCACUUGCUUGUCUUGCCAGCAGUUUGUCUUCGUUGAUGACCAUAGUCUGGUUCUUGCAGAUUUCGGCGUUGGUUUCAGCGUGAAAAGGACGGAGCAAAUGCGAAGUUUCCACGGGAACAGAUCGUGGAUCUCCACGAUGCAUAGUUUCGCCGGUUUUUUGCAUUCACAAACUUUAGAAGCAACAGCAUCAGAAAUCAUCGAGUUCCACUUUUUCUAGCUAGCUAUUCUAACCUAU
Seminavis robusta is the source of this 1964-nucleotide messenger RNA. The record is from the annotation of a GenBank genome assembly. Lineage: Eukaryota; Bacillariophyta; Bacillariophyceae; Naviculales; Naviculaceae.